CAGCUUUCGCGGCUAUCGAUAUACAUUUGCGAAUGUUCUAGAAGAAAAUUUUGUACAUUGUUACAAUAGGAAGAGAAAGAUGGCAAACUUCCCCAAAAGAAGCGACAUCUUGGAGCAGCUCCAAAAAUUGACGAUCGACCCGACCAGUACCAGGACUUGGGUUCCGUAUAAUGCUUACGUGGAAUUCCUGCACACGAAGGAGCCUAUAAUCCAAGACGAAGUCGUCAUGACGGCAUUCCGAGAUGCUAUUCAGGAUGAGAAGAAUGCUAUUCUCUUCAAAGGAGCCACUGUGCUCGAAGUGGGCUGCGGCAUUGCCAUUCUCUCCAUGUGGGUGGCCAAGCAAGGAGCCGCUCGCGUCUUUGCCGUGGACGCUGGCGAUGUGGCGCAGGCGGCGCGGCAGGUGGUGCGCGAAAAUCGCCUGGAUCAUGUGAUUGAAGUUAUGCAGGCCAACAUUGAGGAGCUGGAGCUGCCCCCAGUCGAUGUCAUAAUAUCCAAGUGGAUGGGGGCCUGUCUGGUAUAUGGCACCACCCUGGACCAAGUUCUAUAUGCGCGCGACAAGUGGCUAAAGCCCACAGGCCACAUCUUUCCGGAGAAAGCCAAGCUAUAUCUCUCGAUCGCUGACGACAAGAACAGCCAAAAGCCAAAGUAUUUUUGGAAAAAAUUCGAGGGGAUGGAUAUGCAUCGGGCUGCUCUCGCCGUGGAGCGUACAGGGAAGGUGACCGAAGUGUUGCCCGAGCAAAUGAUUUCCAAUCCCGAAGAAAUUUGGCAAAUGGAUUUGCGCACUCUCAAGCGUGAGGAGGUGUGCUUUAAAUCAAGCUUCAGAAUUUUGUCGGAGCGGAGGGACAUUGCCGAUCUGUUUGUCAUACAUUUCGACUUUGCCUUUCCUGCCGGUACCAAUGCGAUGAUCGUCAACACCAGUCCAUGGAAUCUGACCACGCAAUGGAUGCAGACUGUCCUCCACGUCGACCAACAUCUGCCAGUAUACGCAGGCGAUCAUCUAUCUGGCACUAUCUCAAUGUGGCGUACGGCCAAGGAUCUGGACAUCGACAUUCACUGGAGCUUCUCCAACGAGCUGGUCAGCAUUAAGAAUCACCAGCAAAGCUUUCGCAUGUUUGGCUGGGACCAAGCCAAGCCACAGGACGAGGACCAAUAGCCAGGACGAGAUCCAGUGAGAUCUUUCUGGAAGCAUUAUAUUAUUUUUUAUUCUUGACGCCGGCGCAGAAGUAUGUUUCAAUCGAUCAGUUUAUAAUAUAACCGUAUCUAUAAAUUAAGAAGCACAGGACCAGGCCCAGGCUGAUCCAAUGACCAGGACCAGGCCCAGGCUGAUCCAAUGACCAGGACGAGAUCCAGAAAGAUCUUAGCUUAGGCUAGUACCUGUUUAAUCUUAAGUUAUUUCUAGUUUUUUG
Molecule: messenger RNA, 1406 nt
Organism: Drosophila miranda
Lineage: Eukaryota; Metazoa; Arthropoda; Insecta; Diptera; Drosophilidae
Product: protein arginine N-methyltransferase 1-like
Exons: 2
Coding region: 80-1153 (357 amino acids)
Biological process (GO): peptidyl-arginine methylation
Cellular component (GO): nucleus
Molecular function (GO): protein-arginine N-methyltransferase activity
Source: RefSeq, a predicted model, not a curated record